AUGGAGCUGGGAAGGGCACAGGCUGCGUUAUGAUCGUCUUUGCAAGUUCAGAAUGCUCACACAGGGAUAGACUUGUCAGUUCCAGAGUACCAGGAAAUCCAUGGGAAGAUGAUGUCCGGCCAUGUGGAAUAUCACAUUGUAGCUGUUACCCGACUGGCUGCAUUCAAAUCAGCAAAGCACAAACCUGAAGAUGUGGUUCAGUUUAUGGUCUCUAAGAAGUACAGUGAGAUUGACGAGUUUUACCAAAAGCUGACUGCCCACUACCCACAGGCAUCUCUUCCACCAUUACCCAGGAAAGCUCUGUUUGUCGGGGAAUCUGAUAUCCGAGAACGAAGAGUGGUGUUCAAUGACAUCAUGAGGCUCAUCGCCAAAGAUCUGGAACUAGCAACAAGUUCUGAAUUACUGGAAUUCUUAGGGACAAAAUCUACUAGUGUCAUUGACUUGAAAGGUAAAAAUGUUCCUGAGGAGGAGGAGGAAGAUGAAGAAAAUGAAGAGUUAGAUUUCUUCAAAGAGGAGAGGACAUCCGACAUAAUCCCUCGGUUUGGGUUAGUAAAAGAUCAAGAUGCCAGAAAAGAGGAGGAAGAGGAGGAAGAAGAUGUAGAUCCUCUUGGCAUAAUCCGAUCUAAAAAACCUAAGAAGCCCACGUCUCCUGCAGCCAAGGAAGACAAGCCCAAGUUAACCAUUUUUGACGAGGAAGUAGAUCCCGAGGAAGGAUUAUUUGGCCCAGUAAAAGAUUUUUCAUCUUCCAGUUCCAAGAAGAACUCGUCAGCCAAAGAGAAUCUGAAAUUAUUUGAAGACCCAGACCUCGGUGGGACUGUUAAACUAGGCGACUCUCUACUGCUGCCAACGGCCUGUGAGAACAAGGACUAUGCACUAAGUACCAGCCUCAAAGAGGACACAGAGGAGCUAUUGAGGGUUGAAGAGGAUUUAGAGAGGCUCUGGAGAGUGAGUUCCAAGCCAAAACCCAGGCUGCCAUGUAAACCGGCAUUGCUUAAGAAGCCAUUAAUCACCACUAAGAACAAUAUUAGUCCAGCCCCUCCAGCAAAGCCGAAAGAAGACAAGAUUCAAACCAUGGACGAGGUAGACAUUCUCCAGUACAUUCAGGACAACGAAUCUAUCAGCAACCAAGACAUGAGUCUCUUUUGA
This is a messenger RNA of Emys orbicularis (European pond turtle), 1146 nucleotides long. RefSeq names its product HCLS1 binding protein 3 (gene HS1BP3). The transcript has 7 exons. The record is from RefSeq and is a predicted model, not a curated record. Gene Ontology annotation, molecular function: phosphatidylinositol binding. Lineage: Eukaryota; Metazoa; Chordata; Testudines; Emydidae.